Messenger RNA from Kazachstania africana CBS 2517, 1491 nucleotides. RefSeq names its product ATP-dependent RNA helicase HAS1 (gene HAS1). Gene Ontology annotation, cellular component: nucleolus. The transcript has a single exon. The coding region runs from base 1 to 1491 and encodes 496 amino acids. Gene Ontology annotation, biological process: maturation of LSU-rRNA from tricistronic rRNA transcript (SSU-rRNA, 5.8S rRNA, LSU-rRNA). The record is from RefSeq and is a predicted model, not a curated record. Gene Ontology annotation, molecular function: ATP binding; RNA helicase activity; nucleic acid binding. Lineage: Eukaryota; Fungi; Ascomycota; Saccharomycetes; Saccharomycetales; Saccharomycetaceae.
AUGGCUGAACCAAAUAAACGUCCCAGACAGGAGGAAGGGGCUGAUGAGUCCACUAUUCAAAAACAAAUAGUCACUGAUUCUACCGAAAGUGACGUCGUAGAAACUUUCAAAGAAUUGAAUUUAUCUCAACCAACUUUAAAAGCUAUUGACAAAAUGGGAUUCACAAAGAUGACUCCAGUUCAGGCAAGAACUAUACCUCCUUUAAUGGCGGGUAGAGACGUUCUAGGUGCUGCCAAAACUGGGUCUGGUAAGACUUUGGCUUUCUUAUUACCUGCUAUUGAAAUGUUACAUUCUCUGAAAUUCAAACCUAGAAAUGGUACAGGUGUGAUCGUUAUUACUCCAACUAGAGAACUAGCGUUACAAAUUUUCGGUGUUGUUAGAGAAUUAAUGGAGUUCCAUUCUCAGACUUUUGGUAUUGUUAUCGGUGGUGCUAAUAGAAGACAAGAAGCUGAAAAAUUAAUGAAAGGUGUUAAUAUCUUAAUUGCUACUCCAGGUAGAUUGUUAGAUCAUUUACAAAACACUAAAGGUUUUGUUUUCAAAAAUUUAAAGGCUUUAGUCAUUGACGAAGCUGAUAGAAUUUUAGAAAUUGGUUUUGAAGAUGAAAUGAGACAAAUUAUCAAGAUUUUACCAAAUGAAGACAGACAAUCAAUGUUAUUUUCCGCUACACAAACUACAAAGGUUGAAGAUUUAGCAAGAAUCUCGCUAAGAAAAGGUCCACUUUUCAUCAAUGUUGUUUCAGAAAAGGACUCUUCCACUGCAGAUGGGUUAGAACAAGGUUAUGUCGUGUGCGAAAGUGAUAAGAGGUUCUUACUAUUAUUCUCAUUUUUAAAGAGAAAUCAAAAGAAGAAAAUUAUCGUAUUCUUAUCAUCAUGUAAUUCUGUCAAAUAUCAUGCGGAAUUAUUAAACUAUAUUGAUUUACCUGUUCUUGAGUUACAUGGUAAGCAAAAGCAACAAAAGAGAACAAACACUUUCUUCGAAUUUUGUAAUGCAGAAAGAGGUAUACUGGUUUGUACAGAUGUUGCUGCCAGAGGUUUAGAUAUUCCAGCAGUCGACUGGAUCAUCCAAUUCGAUCCACCUGAUGAUCCAAGAGAUUAUAUUCAUAGAGUCGGUAGAACUGCCAGAGGUACUAAGGGUAAGGGUAAAUCUUUGAUGUUUUUAGCUCCAAGUGAAUUGGGUUUCUUAAGAUAUUUGAAAGCAGCUAAAGUUCCAUUAAACGAAUACGAAUUCCCUACCAACAAAAUCGCUAACGUUCAGUCACAACUUGAAAAAUUAAUCAAAUCAAACUACUAUCUACAUCAAAUCGCCAAAGAUGGUUACAGAUCAUAUUUACAAGCGUAUGCUUCCCAUUCUCUCAAAACCGUGUACCAAAUUGAUAAAUUAGACUUGGUUAAAGUUGCUAGAUCAUUUGGCUUUCCAAUUCCACCAAAAGUUAACAUCACAAUCGGUGCGAGUGGUAAAACGCCUUCUUCUAAGAAACGUAAGACAAGGUAA